AGUUCAGCAACACAUGUUCGAGUGGGCCUUCUCCUACUCUUCGGCCACCCACUUCGUUUACACGCUCACCAGGGACGCGCUCGCGCCGACCAGGUGCGAGUGCACCUGCCCCGCUCCGCCCGCCGCGGCGGAGGUCUGCGAGCCCGUGUUCGACAUCGUCAGGCAGGCGGUCGGGCGCCCCUUGGUGUGCCCCGCGGCGCCAGCCUGCACUUGCGCUGCAGCACCGCCUUGCCCGGAUUGCUCGGGCGAAGCGUCACCCCUUGCAGGCCCGCCGAGCGGCGGGCGGACGGUGCCCCUGGAGUUCGCUGUGAGCUUUAGCUUCUUGUGCCUGCUCCUCGGCUACGUGCUUGGGAGGUGCGGUGGCAUGGCGGCGGUCAAUCGGACUUUAGAUGUGGACGAGCUGCAGAUACUCGACUACUACGAAGACGACGCGGCUGGGCUGCACUACCAUCACCGUGUCUUGUUCACGAAGGUGGCCGCGGGUCGCUGGAUCAUAGGGACCCCAGACGGUGAUGUCUACGAGAAGGACUUCAAUGGGGUCGAGGUGCGGCCGCUGGCUCGGAAUGGGGCCUUCCCAGUGGACCUGGCGGGCAUGAUGUACGUGUUUCGGGGGCCACAGCGAGCUCCUGCUCGGAUCGCCACCAUGCGAGAGCAGGCGCGAGGGAUCGCGGAGGUGCUGGGCGUGGCUCCUGCACCAGGCGCGGCUGGCGUGGCAGGCUCUAGCUGGCGUGUGGCGGAUCCGUCGUCGGCUGAGUUUGAUCAGGUCAUCACUGCUGCUGAGCUCGCCGACUCGACAGAUGAUCGUGACGAUGGUAUCAAGGUUCAGCGGUUGGCACUUAUCAGCGGCAUCACCCAACUGGUCGAGCUAGUGAAGGACUCGGACCACGACGCCUGGCGAGUGCUGCCGCUGUCGAAGGCGAUGGAGCUCGUGACGCCCAAGACGUUCGCAGACUGGCCUCAUCCUGGACCGAAGGCGACCCAGGAGUUCCUCGAGUCGGUGCUCGAGAACGGCGGAGACUUGCAGGUGUGGCUCAACGCGUUCAUGCGCAAGUCUGGGGUCAGCGAGAACUCGUCGGUGGCGCGCGAGCUUCGGAAUCUGGUCCAGAUCGUGAGGCUCGGGAUCAGCUACGACCCAAUCGAUCCGACCAACCUGGCUUGCAUCGAGCAGGCCGUGCGCAGAAUUCACGAAAUCCAGCAGGCCAUCCGUCGGAACCCGAAGCAUCCGAACUUCGCGGGCCUGGACAUCGGCGCCAUCGGGUCUUGCGACGAGAUCGGCGGGGCCCGCCUGCGCAGUUUCGACUCCUGGCUCAGCAACAAGCAGAAGGAGGAGGCCAAGACGAUGGAGGCGAAUGACUUGCACUGCGUUGGCGAGAAGAACCUCGCCCCGUAUCAGCCCGAUCUUCUGAAGAUCGUGAAGGGCAAGACGGUGCCAAAGCCCGCCGUCGACCUGCUGCCGCCUGAGGAGGCGGCGUUCUUGAUUGAUCCUGAUAGGUACCUCGUCCGCUCGCAACCCGAGGUCGAUGCCUGGGAUGAGGAGCACCCGACCUUCAGGCCUUACUGGGACCCCCACUUGCGACAAAAUCGGUCUGCGCGGCUCGACCUCUAUCGCAAGCUCUAUGACGAGGGGCCCUUGGGGUUCAGAACUCGUAUCAAGGCGAAGGUGGGGAUAUUCUUUGUGUGGAAGUCGUCUCGCCGUGGGAUCAGGCUUAUCGUGGGCGCCAGGAUGCCGAACGGCCACCACCGCUUGCCGCUGAAGAUUAGAUUAGGCGGAGCCGGCGCCCUCUCGCAGCUCGACGGCUGGCUUGACCAGGACGAGCUCGCUAGCUUGGCGCAGGGGUGUGGCCCGAUCGCCGAGAUCCCGAACCUCUCCGUCUGCGUAGGUGACGUGGAGGACGCCUUCUACCAGUUUUCCGUUGAGUCGAUGGCUGAGUGGUUCGGCCUAGACUACCCCAUCCGGUGCUCCGAGUUCGGCUUCCCGCAGAUCUUCGACAACGAUCUCGGAAGGCUUCGCCCCGCCCGGCCCACGGAGAAAGUGUUUCCUGUCUUUCUUGGGAUGCCGCAAGGCUGGUCUUGGGCUCUGCACUUCUGCACCACCUCGGCGAAGCACUUCACCUCUGUGGCGAUCGGGGGGAAGCACCGGUUAGUGCAAGAGGGGCUCCCUGCUCCUGAUCUUCGAUUUGGUCCUGUCUCGAGUGUCUUUGUGGAUAACCUUGCCACUGUGGGCCUCUCGAGCUCCGAGGUUUCGUCAGACUACGCAGCGAUCAAAAGGGAGCUUGAGAGCGUGGGGUUCACGUUGCACGAGGAGGGCGGGGACGCACUGCUUGUCGAGAAUGUGGGCAUUGCGAUAGACAAGAGCAGGUGCAGCAUUCGUCACAAGUCAGAGAGGGCUUGGCGGCUGUAUCUUGGAAUAAAGUAUAUUUUGAAGUUGCGUCGGGUGACCGGAGAGGCAGUUCGUGUUUUGCUGGGUCAUUGCAUCCACUACCUUGUCCUCCUGAGGCCGGCGAUGUCUGUCUUUGCCCACGCCUAUCGGUUUGUGAACGACAGCCUCGGACGUACAUGUGAGCUACCUGGUCAGGUGAGGCGUGAGUUCCGCCUGAUGGCGGGGCUCGUUUUCUUGGCAGAGGCACGGCUGUCUGUUCCGCCAUCGGAUCGAGCCUACUGUGGAGACGCGUCAGGGAAGGGAUACGCCGUCAUGGACACCCCCAUGGGCCCCGAGGAGUUCCGAAAGCUUACGAAGUGGAAGGAGCGUUGGCGGUUCGUGGAGGUGGAGGGGGAUCGCGGGGACAUCUUGAAGGCCUCUGGGAACCUGCCGCCCCCGAACCCUGGCUGGUCUGCUGAUCUCGAGGUGCCUGACACGUCAUAUUCGCGGUGGCUUCUGGAGUCUGCCGGGAUACCCACCCCGUCUUCGGGCGUUCUGGAGUCGGGGGGUUUUCGCUCGGGAGUCUGUGAACUACGAAGUAAAGAACGUAGACAGCUAGAGCAGAAGGAGAUAGUUGGCAUGGUCCCGAUCCUCCCCGAGAGCGUUGUCGAGCCUGGUCGCUGGCGUACUUUAUUCGAGGGGAGAUGGAAGAGGGACGAGGCCAUCCAUAUGAAGGAGGGGAGGGUGAUUCUGAUGGCGCUCCGCAGAGAGUCCUACACUCGUUCAGGUCAUGGACGUCGACUCCUCGGGCUGUCUGAUAACCUCUCGUCGCUGUGCUGUCUCGAGAAGGGCCGAGCUAGAGACUUCGGCCUGCUUGCCUUAGCCCGCAGGUGCGCCGCCUACUCGAUUGGACGCGGCAUCGACCUGAGGAGAUUCACUGGAUCUGAAAAAGAGCACCUCUCGGUCUGCAUCGUCAUGUCAGUGGGCCUCAGGGUGUCCGUGCCGUUCGAUAUCGCCGAGGGUCCGGAGUUCAAUCUCGAGAAGCGGGGAGUCCAGGACGUCGUGGUCAGGUGGCUCACCGAGGGCCGCAUCUGGCGCCUGGGGCACGGGCCCAACUUGCCGCUGCGCGUGCUCAACGUCUCGGAGCGGAAGGCCUACACGGAGGCCAACAACAAGUUCGUUGCCUUCGCCCGCCGCAGUGGGCUGCCGUUGGACACCGCUGAUCACGUUGAGGUGGCGCUUGAGAGGUUCAUGGAGCAGUUGUUCUUGAGUGGAGAGCCGCAGUCAGUAGCCCGCUCCGCCCUGCAUGGCUUCGCGUGGUGCCAUCCUGAGAUGCCUCGGAGGCUCUACAUCAGGAGCCGCGCCGCGCUCGCUGGAUGGCGAAACCUUGAGCCGGGCGGGGCGCGCGAUCCAGCCCCUCUCGAGAUUGCGUGGUGGAUCGCUGACGACAUGCUCCAGCAAGGUCUGGCGCUAGCCGCUUUUUUAGUCGUCCUGUGUUUCGACUGUUAUCUGCGGCCUGGCGUAGGCCAGCCCUCGAAGACCAGCGCCUACGAUGACAGCAUCGUGGUCGGCGAGGCCCAUGCGGACCGCAGUCGGCGCCAGCGGUCCCUGUCCGCUAGGCGCCCGCGGCCACUCGGCCCAGACCUCGCCUCCGCGGCCGAGGGCCGCGAGAUGGCGGCGGAAGACGACGCGCCCAGGGCGCGCGCAGGCCGCAGUGGCGGCCAGGAGGCCGCAGCGGCGGCCGAGGAGGACUCGGACGAUUGGGCGCAAGAGGGCCGCAGUGGCGGCCAGGAGGAGGGGAAGUGGUGGGGUGGCCCGCGGAGCGGCUGGGACAGCUGGAAGGGCUGGGACAACGGGCGGUGGGAGACGCGAGACUGGUGGGUUGCGCGACAGGAGGCCGAGCGCGAGGGGGAGCCUGCUCGUGGGGCAGUGAACCACUGCCCGCUCGAGCAGCUGAGGGGCGAACGUGCCGCCCCUGAGCGCGACGCAGCCCCGCCGCAACGCCCAAUGCAGUUGCGCCUCUGGGGGCCCCCACCGCCCGCAGAGAUGCCCAGGGAGCGCUCGCGAGACAGAGCCCCUGUCGCCGAGGUCGGGCAAGAGAGUGCCGCAGUGGCGGCGCCCGCAAGGGCGGUCGACCUACGUGUUUUCGAAAGUCGCCCGAUCACGGCCUCGCACCGCCAGCGCAACGCUGCGCUGAAGUGGCUGCGCCGUGCGGCCGAAACCACAGGAGGAGAUGUCGUCUGUGAGGCAACCGUGCAGAUCGACUUCUGGGGCGGCGAGGAAGUCUCGUUGACCUGGCUGGAGAUGAUCGCUCAGAUGAGUCCAGAAACUAGGGCGCAGGACAACUACGACUUCGCGGUCUACCGCAGGGACUUGUCGGUUGUCCGCUUCCACCCCGACUGGAAAACCAAGGAAUUCGACCUGUGCGAGGCGGACCCGCGCGCAUCUACCGUGCCUCCACCCAGGGAUGGCUGCGGCGGCAGUAAUGGCGCUGGCACGUACCAGUGCUACAAGCACCUCGACAGGGCGGGGACUGGCAGGUUCGACAGGGAGCGCGGCAACGGGACGCCUCCAGGCGACUUGGGCUACCAGUCGGGCCGCAACCAGUGA
Messenger RNA from Prorocentrum cordatum, 4969 nucleotides. NCBI's taxonomy places the organism in Eukaryota, Dinophyceae, Prorocentrales, Prorocentraceae. The record is from the annotation of a GenBank genome assembly.